AUGGAGUUUCCCUUUACCAACCUGGAAAUGGCAUUCAUUUUAUUGGCUUUUGUUAUCUUUUCCUUAUUUACCCUGGCUUCCAUCUACACUACUCCGGAUGACAGUCAUGAAGGUAAAGGAAGAAAAAAAAAAAGAAAGUUCUUUAUGGCUACUGUGUACUUUUCCCUCCCUAUCAUCUUGCUGUGUGUUCAAAUUUGA
Saimiri boliviensis boliviensis (Bolivian squirrel monkey) is the source of this 198-nucleotide messenger RNA. The record is from RefSeq and is a predicted model, not a curated record. NCBI's taxonomy places the organism in Eukaryota, Metazoa, Chordata, Mammalia, Primates, Cebidae.